Messenger RNA from Musca domestica (house fly), 1236 nucleotides. RefSeq lists its product as uncharacterized. Bases 202 to 936 code for a protein of 244 amino acids. Lineage: Eukaryota; Metazoa; Arthropoda; Insecta; Diptera; Muscidae. The transcript is spliced from 4 exons. The record is from RefSeq and is a predicted model, not a curated record.
UGGGACGUUUUUCAUUUUUGUUUCCAAUGCUCGCAACGAACAACCAACCAACCAGUAAAGGAGGGAUAAAACCAAUAAAACAAUCAAGGAAUUGGAUUGGACAAAUUUGUUGAACAGGAUUAUUGUUUAAAAAACAUAAAAAAAACAGGAUUUGGAAGACAUUGAUAACAAAUGGUACCAUACCUGGUAUAUGUAUAAAUAAUGCAAUUAAUUCUAUGUGUAAGUGAUUAUUGGCGAAAAAGAGAUUAUUAUCAAUUAAAUCCCGAAGACAGCAACAAUAACAAAUUAUCAUAUGGAAUAAAUGUCAUAACUAAGAAUGUCAUUCGGGAGAACACCGCAAAUGCCUCAGGGCAACGACAAUGCAGGACAUUGAGGCGAACUUUGAUCUGCAUAGAUGGCAUAGCAUUCUAUUAUUUGCUCAAAGAGCUGCUUAAUUUCAAGGAAUAUAGGCAAAUACUAUGUACCCAUCCAGCUUUAAAAGAUACUCAGCUAUUGUGGCUACAAAUUAUACCACCUGCCAAAGACAUCAUCGAUUAUAGAUGGAAUCGCAUGUUGGCCCGCAAAUUAUGGGAGAAAAUUGAAACCGAUUAUCUAAUGUCAUGGCUAUCCACAUUGGGUGGUGGCUAUUCGGCAUUGGGUGAACAAUUUUCCGAAUGUGCUCAAGUAGCCGGUAAAAUUUCCAGAAAACAGCUACUCAUUGGCAUCCAACUAGGUGAUCCAUUCCUGCAAUCCCGCUGCUUACUUUAUUACAGCAUAUCGCUAAUACAAACUGGACGUUUGCGAACUGCCAAAUAUAUAAUACGUUCACAGUAUGCCUUUGCUCGAGCCAAUGAGGAAACCGACAGCCGUUUGGUGAAAAUGUGUAAAGGCAUAUGGCUGAGAUUACAAUAUGAAUAUAGUCUGCGAUUGCAGAAGCGAGGAAAAGCAGUGCCGUAAUGGUGAAACAUGCAGGAUGUAUUUAGUUUGGCCUAGAAAAACAACAAGACGUGCAAAAGAUAUAUUCCCAAACAGUCUAUAAUGCACCAACAUUUAGUGUUAAGAGCUAGCGGCUUAAAACUCAGGGGCUGUAAAAAAUCAUUGAGUACUUUGUUAAUUGUUUAUGUAUUAUUUCCCCCCGAAACAACGACAACAUCAUCUAAAAUAAAAUAAGCUAUAUUCUUGUAAAACGACUUCUUACGGGAGGAAUUUAAGUUUUUUAAAAUCUGAUCAAAAAUUAAACACUUUAUUUGCCACAUA